This is a messenger RNA of Asparagus officinalis (garden asparagus), 976 nucleotides long. RefSeq names its product ADP-ribosylation factor 1. The record is from RefSeq and is a predicted model, not a curated record. Gene Ontology annotation, cellular component: cytoplasm. Lineage: Eukaryota; Viridiplantae; Streptophyta; Magnoliopsida; Asparagales; Asparagaceae. Bases 128 to 673 code for a protein of 181 amino acids. The transcript has 7 exons. Gene Ontology annotation, biological process: vesicle-mediated transport; intracellular protein transport. Gene Ontology annotation, molecular function: GTPase activity; GTP binding.
AAUUUGUCCUAAAGAUGGAUCCAUUUCCCUUUCACUGGCCAAUUCUCUCUCUCUCAAAAAUCUAGUCGAAUUUUAAUUGAUUUAGUUUUUCAUUUGAAUUUUGAUCAUCGAAACCCUAGGCGCGGAGAUGGGGCUGUCCUUCACCAAGCUUUUCAGCCGGCUCUUUGCCAAGAAGGAGAUGAGGAUUCUCAUGGUGGGUCUCGACGCCGCGGGUAAAACUACCAUCUUGUACAAGCUGAAGCUUGGGGAGAUUGUGACCACCAUCCCUACCAUUGGAUUUAAUGUGGAGACCGUGGAGUACAAGAACAUCAGCUUCACCGUGUGGGACGUUGGCGGUCAGGACAAGAUCCGACCCUUGUGGAGACACUACUUCCAGAACACGCAGGGCCUUAUUUUUGUGGUUGACAGUAAUGACCGAGAUCGUGUUGUUGAGGCUAGAGACGAACUCCACAGAAUGCUUAAUGAGGAUGAGUUGAGGGACGCGGUGCUGCUCGUCUUUGCUAACAAACAGGAUCUUCCAAAUGCCAUGAAUGCUGCAGAAAUCACUGACAAGCUUGGCCUUCAUUCCCUUCGUCAGCGUCACUGGUACAUCCAGAGCACAUGUGCAACAUCUGGAGAGGGCUUAUACGAGGGAUUAGACUGGCUCUCAAACAACAUCGCUAACAAGUCAUAGAUCUCUCUGUUGAUGGUGUUUUGCGUGGAGCUGAGAGUUAUUACCAAGGAUGUUUUUCUUCAAAUCUUGCAGUCAUAGAUUUCUUCAACUAUGUUUCCGGCAUUUUGUAUUUCGCUGAACGACUCAUUCGGAUAUCAGAUGUUAGUAUUUAAAGAUUGGGUACCCGGCUGCUUAUUUUUUGUAAUCGAGUUGGUUUUUAUCGUCUGUCCUAAUUUUUGUAUAAUUUCUGAUAGUCAAACAUUUUUAUUAAUGUGUUGAUUGUAUUCUUGAAUAAAUAAUUGAGGCUUGUGGCUUUCUAGUUUU